CAUUUCGCCAGUAAGGGCAGAAAUCAAGAUUCCGUGCAAAAAGCUCCGGUGGUUCUUCACCCACCGCCGAAUGUUCUUCCGGCGCACCGAACAGCCAUCUGGACCGACUCUAUUUCGAGAUCUGCUUCGUCCUGUGAGAGUAUAAGUCUAAAAGCUACUUCUGCAAAGGUGAAUUUCGAAAACCAACAAUGGGAAUCAUUGAAAACGGAACAAUCUCGGGUAAUUUGCCGAGCAAGGAGGCGUUUGUGGUGCACUAUCCUGGCUACCCUUCAUCUAUUUCCCGAGCUCUGGACACUCUUGGGGGAAUCCAAGGGAUCACUGCUGCAAGAGAAUCAACGUCAAACAAGCUUGAGCUGCAUUUCCGCCCUGAAGACCCUUAUGCACAUCCUGCCUGGGGUGAACAACGUCCUUGUAAUGGGUUUCUAUUAAAAAUUUCUAAGGAGGAUGUUAAGAAAGAUUCUCUUCCUGAAAGUGAACCUGUUCUUGCGACUAGCGAUGCAUGCUUACCAGAAGCUUCCCCAGCUCUUUCUGCUGAUAUUGUAGCUCGUGUCUCUGAGUCAUAUUGCUUCGAUGGCAUGGCUGACUACCAGCAUGUGAUUCCUAUUCACGCGGGUAUUGCACAACAAAAGAAACGAAAAUGGAUGGAGGUGAAGUCGCUUGCAGGAAACAAUGAUCUAAUGGGAAUGGCUGAUGAAGACGUAAUGAUGUUAUUGCCACAGUUCUUUGCACCGAAAGAUAGGCCAGACAAUUUGGUGCUGAGACUUCCAGUAACAUCACCAAAAAAGAAAGAGGAGGAACCAACUCAGACUCUUUAUGAGAUGGAUAUUGGUCCAGUAUUUGCAAUUGAUUUCGGUGUGAAAGAGAUCCCAAAGAUAUUAAACUGGGAAGACGUAAUUGUUCCCAGCUCCGACCAAUGGAAAUGGCAGACGGCAGUGUCUGCAUUGUUUGAAGAGCGACCUGUGUGGACCAGGGAUUCUAUAGUCCAGCGACUACUUGAUAAAGGUCUUAAAUGCACACAUCAUAUGCUAAACAGGUUUCUUCUUAGGGCUGCAUAUUAUUUCUCAGGUGGUCCAUUUCUUAGGUUCUGGAUUAGAAGAGGCUAUGAUCCACGGAAAGAUCCUGAGUCUCGUGUAUUCCAGAGGAUGGAAUUCAGGGUUCCACCUGAAUUGCGGGGUUACUGUGAUGCCAACGCAACUAAUAAGUCAAAGCCAAGCUGGGAUGAUAUCUGUGCGUUUAAAGUAUUUCCUUUCAAAUGCCAAACAUUUCUACAGCUAUUUGAACUUCAUGACGAGUACAUUCAACGAGAGAUAAGAAAGCCUCCUAAGCAGACUACUUGUAAUUAUAAAACAGGAUGGUUCUCAGAAGCGCUGCUUGAUAAUUUGAGACUCCGUGUAGCUGUGAGGUUUGUAUCUGUCUUUCCCGAGCCAGGUUUCGAAGAUGUAUUUAAAUCCAUUCAAGAAGAGUUUGAGAGGUCAGAAAAGACACGAAUUCAGAAAGAUGCACUGAAACCAUUUCAUCGAAAUCAUCAGGAAACAACUAAAGAUAUGAAAAAGCAUAAAGACACAAACCAAGAGAAAGAUGGUGAUGUAAAUACGGAUGAAGAUGCUGAUGACAUUGAUGAUGAAUACGAGGAACUUGAUGUGGCUGCAAAUGAUGAUGAGAUAUCAAUUAGUUCUCAUGGCUAUGGUGACAUGGAGAACAACUCCAAAACCUAUCUACAAGGUUUGUUCGAUAGGUUUCCAAGCAGCGGCGCUGGUGAUGGAAGCGAUGGAGAGUAUCCGAUUUAUGACACUUUGGAUGAUGAUGAUGAUGAUGACGACGAGGAGUGAAGAACUUUGCAUAUACAGUAAUGUGUAUUUGCAUUGUAAUUACAAACCUAGGUGUGUGUAGCUAAGUGUAAAGAGAUAGCAACAUAAGGGUGGAGAAUUGUAAUUUCAAAACGUAAGAUCCAUUGUGCAAUUAAUGAGAAUCUAGAAAAAAAAAAUUAAAGGGUCGUAAAGUUAAAAUA
This is a messenger RNA of Capsella rubella, 2008 nucleotides long. Its product is annotated as general transcription factor 3C polypeptide 5. The record is from RefSeq and is a predicted model, not a curated record. The transcript is spliced from 15 exons. Bases 189 to 1829 code for a protein of 546 amino acids. NCBI's taxonomy places the organism in Eukaryota, Viridiplantae, Streptophyta, Magnoliopsida, Brassicales, Brassicaceae. Gene Ontology annotation, cellular component: transcription factor TFIIIC complex. Gene Ontology annotation, biological process: transcription initiation at RNA polymerase III promoter.